Styela clava is the source of this 1585-nucleotide messenger RNA. The record is from RefSeq and is a predicted model, not a curated record. Lineage: Eukaryota; Metazoa; Chordata; Ascidiacea; Stolidobranchia; Styelidae.
AGGCAACUCUGAACAAGGUGCCACUGAUUAUAUGUUUCCUGAGGAUAUUUUACUUGUUUGCACAUGUAAAACAUCUUUGGUUCAAAUGUGUGCCCUCCUCCUGACCUAGAAAUCAAAUGUUUUGAUAGUCAAUGUUUAGUGAGAAAGCUUCCAAUCGUUCAAUUAAGGUAUUUACGUAUCAGUGCCUGCUUGUUUUGUGCCUUGUUCAGAGCGAGUAUUAGAAAACAUUCCAACUAAAAUCACCUAAAAAAUGCUUUUGCAAAUGUCUGCUUCUGAGGAAUCGUUAAAUUUAUUCGAAACGAUUCUGAGUUGCAGAAAUUUUAGUUUAAAGCUUUUGGACCUCCAGAAGUAUGCUCACCAAGAUGGCGCACAACCUGAACAUAGUAUGUGUGUACCGGUUAGGAUUCAGGUUGUGCGACAUCUUGGUGCGCAUACUUCUGGAGCAUCUGGUGUUUAUAUCAGUUUUAAUAAAUUAUCAGAGAUAGAAGUUGAAUAAUUUAUUAUGUUUAUUUUGCAGAGUGUUUCAUAUGAGGCAAAGGAAUUCACUGAAUAUCUACGUAGGAAUCUCUUCUUCGAUCACACAUCCAUACCCUUGCUAGAGAAAGCAUUCAAAGCAGGAUUGCUCUUCAAGAUUCAGAUAAUUAGAAGCAGCAGAGGAGAGAUAAUAUGGAAUGAUGAAAUUCCUCAUAAGACUAACAAACUUGGAGGUCCAGAUAACAAUGGAUAUCCUGAUGAUGACCAUAGGCGUAAACUUCGUGCAGCAUUGAAGGCGAAAUUAAACGCAGCAGGAAUUGUAUACUAUCAAUAGAUGAUCAACAAUGGACGUUCAACACUAUCCGGACAAUACUAUAUUAAAACUCAUCCAUUGAUUUCGAAGAGUCAUUAUGAAGCCACUUAUAAAUAUUAUAAAGUUCGGUGAACUGCAAUAUCAGUCAGAUUGACUCAUAUAUUUCUAAAGGACAUUUUAUAUAUCUCAAGGAAAUUUUCAAGAUAGAACAACAAACUUUGGGGGUACAGUGAUAAAAAAUAAGUUCCUGUCAUUACCGGAACAGACCCUAAAUUGCCUGAACGGGGUGAAAAAUUCAUCUAAACCUACCGGAACUACCUAUAGCUAUCUUGUAAAAGUUGUGUAGAAAUUGAAAGUCUGUGGAAUUGAAUACUAACAAUACAAAAUUAACAAUGGACGUUGGACUCAUGGACAAUAUAAUAUUAGAACCCCUGCAUUGAUUUUAUAUUGUUAUUAUCAAACAUUCCAUUAUGCGACUUACUUACAAAUUAUAAUGUUUGAUGAACUGCAAUAUGAGUCGAAUUUGACUCAACCUUUCGAUUUUAAAUCAAACUCUAUACUGUUAAUCAACGCUAAUUAGUCAGAAUUUUCAAAACCAAGAGUUUAUUUUUCUCAAUUUUUAUCGCUUUUGAUCUGUUUCAUUGCUUUGUUGUUGAUCAACUCCAUGAUAACCAUGCAUAUAUGUAUAUAUUUAAUUGUGUUUCAUCUACUGUAUGACAAACAUUUAAAUUAGUUCAUCAUUCCACAUCUGGCUAAUUCCAUCCUAAUUACUUAAGUUUUAGUUGCUUUUUUCGGUAU